Astyanax mexicanus (Mexican tetra) is the source of this 2387-nucleotide messenger RNA. RefSeq names its product nucleic acid binding protein 1a (gene nabp1a). Gene Ontology annotation, biological process: mitotic cell cycle checkpoint signaling; double-strand break repair via homologous recombination; response to ionizing radiation. The coding region runs from base 1198 to 1848 and encodes 216 amino acids. Lineage: Eukaryota; Metazoa; Chordata; Actinopteri; Characiformes; Acestrorhamphidae. Gene Ontology annotation, cellular component: SOSS complex. The record is from RefSeq and is a predicted model, not a curated record. The transcript is spliced from 6 exons. Gene Ontology annotation, molecular function: DNA binding.
GCGCACGCUGGCGUUACUCUGAGUUUUCUUUCUUUAUUUUUUGUUGGUGAGGGAGCGCGCGGCAGCAAUGUCAAAGCUAUUUACUUUUUCCUCCCUUUUUUUGCGAUGUCGCGGUUUAUUAAUGUAGUGUUAAUAUAGUCUGUAGUUCAUCACACAUUGAAACACCUAACAUAGCCAGGUUAAAUACAAUCAAGUUAAAUAUAAGUUAUAAACGCUUUCCAAUAAUAUAGUUAGGUUAGGUACUUUUUUAAUCAGAAGUAAAGUUGGUUCUGGCUGCCAAGCACAGUGCAGUUUUUUAGUGCGUUACGAAACAGUCCAGUUCGUCGUUUAGUUUAAUGGUUUACAGGGUUAAUCCACUUUUUUCAUUCUACACUAAAAUAUCCUCGGUUGUUUGUUAGUCAGCUGGCAUUCUUUUGUGGCUGCUGUUCCUCACCACCAUUGUGUAGAGACACAUUUGGAAAAAAGGCGUUUACUGAGCUGCCUUUACACUUUUUUUUUCCAAAAAGAAAGGACAAAAGGGGUGAUAUAUCUGUUGUUUAUUGGAAUAGCAAAAGGAUUUUUAUAUAUAUAUAUAUAUAUAUUUUAAAGUAUUUAUCCAGCUAUCUAACUGUGUUCAUUAGCUAAGUGUCCUCGUGUGUCUUAUUUUUUACUUCCCCGGAAAAGCGGGGAGCUGUGGUUUAUAGGUUUAUCCAGCAGGCCGGUUUUGUCUAAGCAGUAUAAUGAUCAAGUGAAUAGCUAAGCUAGCCUGGCUAACAUCAUGUUAUAUAGCUAACUACAGAUGUUUUAAAACUAGUUAGCUCAGUAGCGAGAGAUUUCCCAAUUUACCCUUUCGAGUUGUUAGCAAGGUAACUUAUUUAAUAGUCAAGAGGCUUACUUUGUGAAACUAGAACCGCAAUAGUUAGCUAACUUAAGGUUUAGCUAACUAGGUUAGCUUAUCUGCCGGUUAUGUGCUAGCAGGCUAGUUUAGCUAACAGGCUAAUCCACAUGGCUGUUUUAUUCUGUUUGGCACAAAGCAGAUAAUCUAGAAGCUAGCCAGACUGCCUUGUGUCUAACUGGGGGUUUAAACAGAAGUUAUUUUUUAUUCCUUCGUUUGUCGCCAGCUAGCCCUCUAGCUAGCUGUGCCGAAUGCUGCUUUGUGUCUGCCGUACUAGCCUUUAGCUAGCCCCCGCUAGCCGCUCCCUCAGCGCCGCUCCAGACAUGUCGAGCGCUCCCGGCGAGGCGGCCCUCCUGCUGAAAGACGUGAAGCCCGGAUCUAAAAACCUCAAUAUCGUUUUUAUAGUUUUGGAAAUCGGUAAGUUGAGUGGUCGGGUGACCAAGACAAAGGAUGGUCAUGAAGUUCGCUCCUGUAAAGUGGCUGAUAAAAGCGGCAGCAUCGCCAUCUCCGUUUGGGAUGAACUAGGCAGCCUCAUCCAGCCAGGGGACAUUAUUCGCCUUACUCGAGGUUAUGCCUCCAUUUGGAAAGGAUGCCUUACUCUGUACACUGGACGAGGUGGAGACCUGCAGAAAAUUGGAGAGUUCUGUAUGGUGUACUCUGAAGUUCCUAAUUUCAGUGAGCCAAAUGCAGAGCUGCUAGCCCAAGCCAACCAGCAAAACAAGACGGGUAAAGAACAGCGAGGAAAUUCUCCGCCCAAUCAAAAUGUGGGUACACCUGUACAAGCAGGAAACGGUGCUUUGCAGACUUUUCCUAACAACGCUGCCCCUGCACCCCCUAACUUCGGGACUCAGGGAAGAACAAACGGACGUGGCAAUGGCCCUCCUUCAGUGACUGUAGGUGGAACUCCUGCCCCACCCAAACCAUCUGUCACAAUUAGCAAUGGCAGGGACCCUCGUCGCGCGUCAAAGAGAUGAGACUGAUUGUGAAAUCACUGUCCUGCCACUCUCCCCCCCCCCCCCCACGCCAGGCACAGCCUGAAACUGCAAUACUUCUGCAAUGUAACUGCCAAACAAGGGAUACAGAGUCUACUACAGUUGGAUCUAGACUUUGGCCUUUUUUCAGCUAGGACUGUAUAAGCAAACAAUGACUAACAGUUAUGCCAAUUUUUUCAUUCUUCUUUUGCGCCCCCAACGCGCAACCCCACAUCCUCAUACUUUCUCCAAGUGUGUUUUAAAACUAUACACCCUACUUGAACACUUGAUGCACUUUCUUCAGCUAAUUUAUAGUAAACACAUUUACUGUUGUGUAAUUCAGGAAUGGUUAACUGCUGUUUGCAACAACUCUGCAGGCGGAACCUGGUGGCUGCUUUUUUUUUUUUUUUUUGUGGGUUUUGCCCAUUGGCCAAAAAGUACCAAAAGUGACUGUGUUAAAGGACAGGUGAUGGUUUGAUUCUGACUCGUAGUUUUAUUUAAUUAGGAAUAAAAAUAGAAAUUAACAAAUGUGGAUAUUAAAA